GUUGUAUUGUAGAAGUUGUAUAGCUUGGCAGUAUAACUGUAUAACCGUGUGUGGGUAAUUGAGAGAAGGAGUUUGGUCGAGGUAGUGUUUAACAAGGUUUUUUUUAAAGGGCAAAAUGCCUGUAAAUGAUCCUGAACAGUUUGAUGGAAUGUUGCUGGCUAUGGCCCAGCAACAUGAAGGUGGAGUACAGGAACUUUUGGACACCAUAUUCAGUUUCCUGGCACGCAAGACAGAUUUUUAUACUGGUGGCGGUGAAGGAGCUGGAGAGAAGCUAGUAAUGGCAAAGUUCAGGAAGUAUGAGAAACAGGCAUUAGAUUUGCACACGAAAAAGAAGGAAGAGAGAGAAGAGAAUGAAAAAAAGAGGAAAGAAAGGUUAGCACAGAAGAAAAUGGAAGAAGAUGCCCUCAAUGCUAAAGCUGAAGCCACCAUAACUGAAUUGACAGAUAAUGAAGCAUUAGAGUUACAAAAAGAAAUUGACAAGGAUAAAGCUGAAGGUUCGGAAAAUGUACCCAGUGUCACAUCAUCUGAGGAAACUGAAGGAGACCCUAAAGCUGACCCAGAUGAAGAGGAGGAUCCCAAAGAGAAGGAGAAGUUGAAACCCAAUUCUGGCAAUGGAUGUGACCUUCCAAACUGUAGGUGGACACAAACAUUAUCAGAGAUUGAGAUCCAUCCAUGUGUUCUGCAAAAGUGUAAAUCUUCACUUGGUGUAUUAUAGUCUGCUCUUGCGUCACAUUCUCUUCCUUGUCAG
Messenger RNA from Cryptotermes secundus, 748 nucleotides. RefSeq names its product nuclear migration protein nudC. Gene Ontology annotation, biological process: protein folding. The transcript has 5 exons. The coding region runs from base 116 to 715 and encodes 199 amino acids. The record is from RefSeq and is a predicted model, not a curated record. NCBI's taxonomy places the organism in Eukaryota, Metazoa, Arthropoda, Insecta, Blattodea, Kalotermitidae. Gene Ontology annotation, cellular component: cytoplasm.